Molecule: messenger RNA, 471 nt
Organism: Drosophila mauritiana
Lineage: Eukaryota; Metazoa; Arthropoda; Insecta; Diptera; Drosophilidae
Product: sentrin-specific protease 7-like
Exons: 2
Biological process (GO): protein desumoylation
Cellular component (GO): nucleus; cytoplasm
Molecular function (GO): SUMO-specific endopeptidase activity
Source: RefSeq, a predicted model, not a curated record
UGGCCAAACAGAGGGAAGACUCUCCGUCGACGAGAAUCCAACGCUUUUCACAUAUCCGCCCACCGGAACCAGUGGCCUGAGCAUCACCAUUAAGGACUAUAUGUGUCUCAAGGAAGGCUCAUUUCUAUUGCCAUAUUGCAUGAUUACCUCAACUUCGAGUACAAGGCAAAGUAUCCGAAAGAGCGGGCGCGCAUCUUCAACGGGGAUAAUAUGCCAGGUCUCAUUGUGGAGGUGCCGCAGCAGGAGAAUCUCACCGAUUGCGGUCUCUAUCUGCUGCAGUAUGCGGAGCAAUUCUUCACAAAACCCAUCGUUAACUAUAAGCUGCCCAUUAGGGAGCUGAUCGAUUGGUUUGACCUGCUCACAGUAACCAAGAAGCGCGAGGAUAUCGCCAAUCUCAUCCAGAAGCUGAUGAAUGAAGGCAAUCAGCAGGGCAUAACAUUGCCCGUCAUAAAGUUUCCCACACUGAAUGGC